Messenger RNA from Limulus polyphemus (Atlantic horseshoe crab), 579 nucleotides. RefSeq lists its product as uncharacterized. Gene Ontology annotation, biological process: positive regulation of MAPK cascade; cellular response to amino acid stimulus; endosomal transport. The coding region runs from base 115 to 564 and encodes 149 amino acids. Gene Ontology annotation, cellular component: late endosome membrane; membrane raft; lysosome. Gene Ontology annotation, molecular function: molecular adaptor activity; guanyl-nucleotide exchange factor activity. Lineage: Eukaryota; Metazoa; Arthropoda; Merostomata; Xiphosura; Limulidae. The record is from RefSeq and is a predicted model, not a curated record. The transcript has 4 exons.
AACGCUAAAAAUGAGAAAAAAAGAGAAUGCGAAAAUCUGCUCUCGCUCAUGAGUUGAUGCCGCCUUCGUCAAUUUGAUUUUUAAUACAAAUUAUACAGUUAUUCUACUUAUGUAAUGGGUUGCUGUUUUAGUAGCGACGAUGAUAAAAGCCCACAGCACAAUGAGCCAAAUGAAAGAACAAAACUAUUAAGUAAUCCUGUGAGCAAUAACUCUGUUAAACCAUUUAUUAGUGAUGACUAUGGAAGCAGCACGAAAUGUACACACAGUCAUAGGGUAGAUAAGCAGUCGGCUCUAAACAGAAUAUUAAAUCAGGCAGCAACAAAUGUGAUUGAUGUAUCAGGUCUGGAUUCUCCCUUGGAGCAAAAUGAAUACUUAAAUAGAGCCUUCCAGUAUAAUCAGAGAAUUAUGGUUUCUGCUCAAACUUUUGCAAGCCUUCAAAAGAAGCCAUCCUUGUUAGUAGACCUUCCUGCACCAGAAAAGGGCCUUGCAGUCAAUCCAAUAUCUUCAAGUGAUUUGAAAUUAGUAAGUUUGUAUAUAUAUUUUUUUUUGUACAGACUGGUAUAAUACAUCAAGACAAAU